AUGGAUGAAGUCGGGGUCUUCGACCACUGCGUCGGCACAGGGCGGUUGGAGGGCUGGUUCUGCACUUCAUCCUACGACAACGAGAAGAAAGGAUGGGGGCAUUUGGAGUCCGACAGUUUCGAGGGCCACCUCUUCUUCCACCUGCAGCGCAGCCCUUCGCUGCGAGGAGUUCGGUACUUCAGGAGGGACCCUGUGGCCUUCGAGGUGGUGGAGUUCAACGGCCGCUGCGAGGCUGUGAAGCUCCUCCUGCCGAGCAGAGAGCAGAAGGAGGUCGGGAAGGAGCCAAGAGAGGUCUUGGGCCAGACCGUGGAGGGGCGACUGAGCUGCAGCUGGCAGCUGGUCAAGGCCCAGAACUGGGGUUUCGUAGUGUCGGAUUUCUUCAAGGGCACCGUCUUCUGGCACGUCGUCGACAAUCCCGAGAUGGUGGACCUGGAGUUCUCUCAGGAUGAUGUUGUGGAGUUUGAGCUCUACAUCAACACCACCAGAGGAGACCAGGUCAGAGCAAGGAAGAUGAAGUUCUUGCGCGCGGCCGUCAAGGACCCGGUAGCAGAGAAGGCAGAAGAGAGCAGCCAGAGGCGAAUGGAAAAGAAGCACCGCUGGCUCGUGAACUGGCGCAACGGGCCUCCACCGGACUGGAUUUGCAAAGGCUGCAGCUACCCGAACUUCGGCAGGAACAAGACCUGCAAAGUUUGUGGCCAUCCACGGCCUCCCCGUGAAGAAUGGCCUCCAGAAGAGCUGCGAGAGGCCCCGCAGGCCCUGACGGCCCUGACGGCGCCAGGCCUUGGCGCAGGCCGCGAGGCCCAUGGUGAAGGCUUUCCACUGAACGAGCCCUGUCGGCAUGGCCUGCAGGGUUUGCAGGCUGCCUGGCCACCUGUGCAGCCUGUGAUUUCCACUCCGCAGCCGUGCCUUCAAUCACCGGGCUCCCACCCUCCGCAGAGUGGGCCGUCGAGCACCGUGGCGCCGGAGGCCUCCCAAGCGGCGCCUCGAACGGCCCAAGGACCCGCGCCCGCGUGCUUCGCGGAGUUCAACCGGAUCUUGGGGAAGGCCAAGGCUGGCGAGGAAGAGAUGCUGGCGAACGUAAAGGCUUACCUGGACGGAGUGGCCAAGAGUCUGGGAGACGGUAAAGCCAAGCAGGCCUUUGCUGUGCAGCUGGCCAGGCAUCCAUGGUUUCAGACGGGCUACGAGCUCCGCUUCCGACCCGGCGCCGGGAGCUUCGACGUCGCGCUGACGCCAGCUGCCCGGGCGUUGAAGCGCAAAGCCGCAGCGCUGGGGUAG
Molecule: messenger RNA, 1275 nt
Organism: Symbiodinium sp. CCMP2456
Lineage: Eukaryota; Dinophyceae; Suessiales; Symbiodiniaceae
Source: the annotation of a GenBank genome assembly